AUGGCAGAGAGCAAAGACAGGGAAAAGGAUCCAGACAUCCACAAGAUGAGCGUGUUUGUGGAGAAGGCCAGAAAGAUGGGCCGCAUGCCACUCAUAGCUGAGCUGGACAGGAGCCACCCUCUGGCAGUCGAGGAACUUGAGGAGCUGGUGACAGAGGCUCUGACAGGAGUCAAGGGAAGCAGACUCUCUUUGGAGUACAAGACAGUGCCACACAAUUCAGUCAAGUCUCUGCCACUUUCAUCGGAGGAGAAGCGCAAAAACAGAUACAGAAAUGUUCUUCCCAACCCUGAUUCUGCUGUGAGGCUGUCAGAUACUGGUGUGGCUGGCUCUCAGUACAUCAAUGCCAACUACAUCCACGGCUAUGGAGACAAGGAGGGGCAGUACAUAGCAACCCAGGGCCCCACAGCCAACACCCUGGCUGACUUCUGGAGGAUGGUAUGGGAGAAAGACGUCUCCAUCCUUGUCAUGACAACCUCGCUCGUCGAGAACGGCACGCAAAAGUGUGUCAAGUACUGGCCAGGAGCAGACGACAUGGACACUGUGGUGUAUGGAAACAUGGUGGUGAGGAACAACUAUGAGGAGGCGACCGAGUCCUACACCACGUCCUACCUCUCCAUCUAUCCUCAGUCUCCCGAUGGAAGAGAGACGGGGGAAGAGAGAGACGUCUACCACUUCUGGCACACUGCCUGGUGCGACUUUGGUGUUCCACGGGAGACUGGAUCGACCCUGAGACUGAGAGAGGCAGUUGAUGCAUUCAGAGCCCCCACAUCUGGUCCAGUACUUGUCCACUGCAGGUAG
Molecule: messenger RNA, 798 nt
Organism: Geodia barretti
Lineage: Eukaryota; Metazoa; Porifera; Demospongiae; Tetractinellida; Geodiidae
Source: the annotation of a GenBank genome assembly